CCCCAGUUCUGCUCCUCACUCUCCAGCAGUGACAGACAUGUGGUCUACGUGCUAACUACAGGAGUUCCCUCCCCACACAGACUACCUGACCUGCAGUCUGCUGUUCGUCUUCCUCCAUUUUCUCCACUACUUUCCUUGAAGUUUUUUUCUCCAAUCCCCUAAAAGUAAUAAUAUUGAAAUAAUAGUUCUUUAAGUGCCUGAAAACGGGGAACCCCAGAACGGUACUCAGAGCCAGGACUGUGGCUGACUGACCUGAGGAUCAAUAAAAGAGAUCAGUGAUAACGACAGCAGUUAAAGGUGGAACAGGGUGUAAUAGCAGUGCGACGGUGAGCUGGGCGCUUAGGAGGACCAACUCAGGGAGCACGGAAGGAGGACAGCACACUAUGCAGGGCUGCACUACACCGACUCUGGUGCUGGUUCUGAUUCUGGUGACCGGGUCUGGAAAUGGCCGGCUGAUCCACAGGAGGGGACUCCACCCAAAGGACUACGAGUACCUGAACCAAUCCCCACUGACUCAACACCAGAAGAGUGACCGGUGCCCACCACCCCCACAGAAGCUGCCGGAACGUGCCUGCGAGGUUCCCAGCUGCCGCUCUGACUCUGAGUGUGAGAGGCACAAGCGAUGCUGCUACAACGGCUGCAUCUACGCCUGCCUGGAGUCUGUGCAGCCCCCGCCGGUGCUGGAUUGGCUGAUUCAGCCCAAACCCCGGUGGCUAGGAGGCAACGGCUGGCUGCUGGACGGACCGGAGGAAGUGCUCCAGGCGGAAGCAUGCAGCACCACAGAAGAUGGCGACGAGCCCCUGCACUGCCCCACCGGCUACGAGUGCCACAUCAUCCACCCGGGGGUACCGGCAGCUGGCAUCCCCAACCACGGCCAGUGCAUCAAGCUGCGCGGCACUUCCGAUGGUCGCAGCCCGAGACCCAAGCACUCCAGAGACUACAAGGACUACACAGGGAGCAGAUCCAAUAACGCGGCAAGCUUUGAGAAACAUCAGCAUAAUCAUCUGGGCUAGACGGGGCUGGACAGAUAACAGCCUGGACCAAACCUAAAAGAUCCAAGAUGCAAGAAACCAACAUCCAUGAACUAUUUUCACCUCUUUCCAAACCCAUUAAAAAGCAAUAAGCAACUGGGAUAGAAGCCAGUAGUUUUAGUAAACGUGCCUGUUACUUGCAUAUUGUAUGUGUGUUUACAAGUAAAUACCCAAAGAAGCAGGUCAGGGGGCUGUAAUUUAGGCCUCAUAAUGGAAAAAACACGAGCUGCACUCUGCCACCCCUCGAAGUUUUAGGAACACAUUGCAUUUAAAACACACUCACCUAGAGGGCGCCAAAGAGCCACCUGCAUCACCUGUGUCACACUUGCGGGUGGAACUGCAAGAUGAAACACUGGGCGGCUGAAGGGUACCAGAAGGGGGGGUCGACUUGCAUAAUAAUAAUAAUAAUAAUAUCCAUCCAUUUUCCAAACUGCUUAUCCUACUGUGUUCCGGGGGGGGGGGGGGGGGGUCCGGAGCCUAUCCCGGAAGCAAUGGGCACGAGGCAGGGAACAACCCAGGAUGGGGGGCCAGCCCAUCGCAGGGCACACUCACACACCAUUCACUCACACAUGCACACCUAUGGGCAAUUCAGCAACUCCAAUUAGCCUCAGCAUGUCUUUGGACUGUGGGGGGAAACCGGAGUACCCGGAGGAAACCCCACGACGACAUGGGGAGAACAUGCAAACUCCACACACAUGCGGGGUCCUAGAGGUGUGAGGCAAGGGUGCUAACCACUGCACCAUCAUGCCGCCCAAUAAUAAUAAUAAUAAUGCAGAAAUGAAGAAAAAAAUAAAUAAGGAUCGAAUUUUUGUACCAAAUUCAUGUCUCCAGCCCCCUCCCUAGGUUUUAGGCUCGCUGGUACCCCUCAGAAUCCGUAUCUUCCGGGGCAAACGGCAGCCUGUAUAAGGCGGGUCACGCAGCUGCACGCAUUCCUGAGCAUCAAUUACCCGGCACCGAAUUCAUUAGUACAAACAGAAAGCAAUUCGCUUUUUUGUUUGCGCAUUCAGCAUCAAAUUUACUUUUGUUGUACGGUUUAAUAAAGAAAGGUUAUGAUA
Molecule: messenger RNA, 2086 nt
Organism: Brienomyrus brachyistius
Lineage: Eukaryota; Metazoa; Chordata; Actinopteri; Osteoglossiformes; Mormyridae
Gene: wfdc1
Product: WAP four-disulfide core domain 1
Exons: 7
Coding region: 384-1013 (209 amino acids)
Biological process (GO): regulation of cell growth
Cellular component (GO): extracellular region
Molecular function (GO): peptidase inhibitor activity
Source: RefSeq, a predicted model, not a curated record